Pistacia vera is the source of this 2843-nucleotide messenger RNA. Its product is annotated as protein TIC 100-like. The record is from RefSeq and is a predicted model, not a curated record. Gene Ontology annotation, cellular component: cytosol. Lineage: Eukaryota; Viridiplantae; Streptophyta; Magnoliopsida; Sapindales; Anacardiaceae. The coding region runs from base 82 to 2694 and encodes 870 amino acids. The transcript is spliced from 11 exons.
AAACCCUUAUUCCUGUUUCCUUAGUAAACUUCACCUUAUCUUCUUACUCACACUCUCUUCAAACUCAAAACUACUCAAAAAAUGCCCACCCAAGAAGACCAACUUCAACAGCAACAGCAGCAACAAGAAGAAGAAGAAGAAGAAGAAAAUGAGGACCAAGAAGAAGAAGAAGACGAUGAAGAAGAAGAAGAGCCCCCAAUUGAGCCAGAAUCCUCGUCCGAGACUUCCGACGACGAAGUCAUCGGCGAGGACGACUACUACGUCACUGAUAAUGAGGACGAACCGCUAACCUACGUCCGACCCGGCGACGAGCCGCCUGCAUCCGACAACACAGCCGAAACCAACAUUCGCCGCUUUACGAGGCUCCUCAACAGCAAAAGAGUCAGAGAAGAACUGGAAGAAGAGGAGCAAAACUAUGUUACCAUCGAAGACCUUUAUAAUUUUCCCGAAGAUCCGGAGAAUUGGAAGGAGGAAGAUUUGAAAGAGCUGUGGGCGGAUGCUCCGUUGAAAAUGACCAAACCGGGGUGGGACCCGGUUUGGGCUGACGAGGAUGAUUGGGAAGUGGUUAGGGAGGAGAUUGAGGCGGGACGGGACCCGCCUAUUGCCCCGUUUUAUUUGCCCUAUAGGAAACACUACCCGGCAAUACCCGAUAAUCAUUAUGAUAUAUCCAAUCCCAAGGCUGUGGUCGAGGAAUUGGAUCGGAUUGAGGAGUUUCUCACUUGGGUCAGCUACAUUUUCGCUGAUGGAAGCUCGUAUGAAGGCACCGUCUGGGAUGACUUGGCUCAUGGAAAAGGUGUUUAUAUUGCUGAGCAAGGUUUAGUCAGGUAUGAAGGUGAAUGGCUUCAGAACAAUAUGGAUGGCCAUGGUGUUGUUGAAGUUGACAUUCCUGAUAUAGAACCUGUGCCAGGUUCCAAGCUUGAAGCAAAGAUGCGUGCUGAAGGAAAAAUUAUAUCAAGAGAUUUUAUGUCCCUAGAAGACAAAAAAUGGCUGGAGAUGGAUAUUGAAGAUAGCAUUCGUUUGGCUGACGGCCGCUAUGAAAUUCCUUUUUAUGAAAAUGACGAGUGGAUUAAACAAUUUGGGAGGAAACCCGAGAAAGGUCGAUACCGCUAUGCUGGUCAGUGGAAGCUUGGAAGAAUGCAUGGGUGUGGUCUAUAUGAAGUCAACGAGAACCCCAUUUCUGGCAGGUUCUACUUUGGGGAGCUACUGGAGGACUCCGAAGGUUGUGAUGAAGAGAAUGUUGCGCUGCAUGCAGGUCUUGCAGAAGUAGCUGCAGCUAAAGCUAGGAUGUUUGUUAACAAACCAGAUGGAAUGGUUAGAGAAGAGAGGGGUCCAUAUAGCGAUCCUCAACAUCCCUAUUUCUAUGAAGAAGAAGAUGUGUGGAUGGCACCAGGCUUCAUUAACCAGUUCUAUGAAGUACCUGAUUAUUGGAAAACAUAUGUUCAUGAGAUUGAUCAGGAGAGAGAAAUAUGGUUAAACUCUUUUUAUAAAUCCCCAUUUAGGAUACCUAUGCCUGCAGAGCUUGAAUACUGGUGGGAGAAAGAGGAGCCUCCCGAAUUUAUCUUGGUUAACAAGGAACCAGAGCCUGAUCCCGAAGAUCCAUCGAAGUUUAUAUAUACUGAGGAUCCCCUCAUCCUACAUACACCAACUGGUCGAUUAAUUAAUUAUAUUGAAGAUGAGAAAUAUGGAGUACGAUUAUUUUGGCAGCCACCUUUGAAAGAAGGGGAAGAUAUAGAUUCCAAGGAGAUUGAGUUUCUGCCACUUGGUUUUGAUGAGUUUUAUGGACGACAACCGGCUGAGGAGAAAAAAACCAUGUGGCAGCGUGUUGUAAUGGCCAUAGAAAAGGUAUUUAAGCCAGUGCUUGAUAAAUUAGAGAAUUGGACUGAAGAGCAGAAGAAAGUGAGUGAGUUGAAGAUGCAGCUUUAUGAAAAAGAACUUGAUCUUAUUGAGGCUGAAUUGUGUCUGGAAGAGGCGAUUGAGGACUUGGAUGAGGAUUUGAAGAAAAGAGAGGAAGAGGAAGAGAAGAAGGUGGAUACAGGUUUGGAGGAAGAAGAUACUUCUGCUUUGCCUAGCCAAGCUGAGAAGGUUAUAGGUGAAGAAAAGGUAGAAGUGGGUGAGGGUGAGGAUGAGGAUGAGGAAGAAGAAGAAGAGGAGGAGGAGGAGGAUAAUACACCAUCCAGUUUUGGAUCUGUUACUGGAGAUCAGGAUUCAUCAAAGAAUGACCAGACGGGGAAAAAAUCUGGGGAAUCUCCCUUUUCAUCGUUAUCAUUGUCAUUUGCUUCUCGUAGCCUUGUUUCAUCGGUUCCAUCUAGGCUGCAACAAUCAUUCUUAUUGUGGAAGGAAGGCAGAUUGCUGCCAAAACCAACCACUCCAUGCAUCCAGGACCACAAGUACCACCCGGUACCAGUUGAUACAGUCCAUUUUCCUUCAGUUCUGAGCCAUAAAGGGAGUUUGAAGGCAAUGAUUCAAGCACACCAGAAAUUCCAACCAAGAAACCGCUCAAAUGGGAGAUCUCAUCUACAUUCAGCGUCUGUUGGCCCCAAAAGAGUGGUAAAAGCAGCAAGAGCACACACCCACAGUUGGCUGCAUGCAGCACCAGAUUUAGAUGUCGACCAAAUAUUAUCUUUGCACACACCAAUAUAUUUUUUUAAAUCAUAUACAGAUACUACAAGUAUUGAGGCUCAUUCUUCCCUUUAACAAUGUGAUGUAACUUGAUUUUUUUGAAGAGGAUCAGUUUUGUUGUAGCAGCAACUCAUUGUCGGCCAUUUUGUUUUUAUGUACUUUUAGCUCUGCCUGGAUUAACCUGGGCUAAUAAAAUGCAGAAUUAGAAUUUGCUUCGAGUUUGG